GCUCAGUCCAAAAGCAGAAUCUCGUGUCCCUCCGCCUCGAGAUCUCGAACUUUUGGGUCCGCCUUCAGGCUGAGUCGCUCAUAUUCGACUACCCGCAUCAUGGCUCAGGCGACCAAGCGAAAGGGCCGAGGCUUCGACAACGACCGAUCAGGCCGCCAGGUCUUCAACACGCAAGCCUUCGAUACCGUCGAGGAGGGAGGCGCCAGCGGCAUGGCCCAGCGAUCCGUCGAGGGCUGGAUCGUGCUCGUCACCGGAAUCCACGAGGAAGCCACCGAGGACGACGUCUCGGAAAAGUUUUCAGAGUACGGCGACGUCAAGAACCUCCACCUGAACCUGGAUCGCCGAACGGGAUAUGUCAAGGGAUACGCGCUUGUCGAGUACGAGACGCUGAAGGAAGCCAAAGCCGCUAUCGAGGAUACCAACAACAUCGAAUUCCUCGGCCAGACCAUUCAUUCGGACUUUUGCUUUGUGCGUGGGCCGAGCGGAGGCAAAGGCGGUCAACAGGGAGGCCGACGCGGCUACCACUCAGGACGAAGCAGCGGCCGCCGGGACGAUCGCCGCCGAGAUUGAACUUGUCACCGUCGUCUCCUUGCUCGCCGCCCAUCCCGCUGUUGGUCGGCCACCUUGGCUCGCCCACAACUUCUCGGAG
Polychytrium aggregatum is the source of this 649-nucleotide messenger RNA. RefSeq names its product Y14 protein. Bases 100 to 570 code for a protein of 156 amino acids. Gene Ontology annotation, cellular component: nucleus; exon-exon junction complex; cytoplasm. Gene Ontology annotation, molecular function: mRNA binding. Gene Ontology annotation, biological process: RNA splicing. The record is from RefSeq and is a predicted model, not a curated record. The transcript has 5 exons. Lineage: Eukaryota; Fungi; Chytridiomycota; Chytridiomycetes; Polychytriales.